GACCAUGCGACGCACCGGCAACUUUUGUCUCUGACGCGGAGGAGGCUGAGAAGUGCAGCCGGCCGUGGACUCUGCUCUUGGCCCGCCCCGCGGUCGCCUCCGGCCCUGCUGCGGAAUUCUCGGUCCUGGAAUCGCGGAGGACUCUGGGCAGCGCAGUUCCCGCGAGGCGGGCGGCCAUUGUCCGCUGCAGCGACCCGGCGCGUUAGGCACUGCCCUUCUAUAAGAAGAGAGCCCGGAAAGAGGACUGUGUUGACUUUUGGAAAUUGCAGAGUCAUGUUUCAGGUGACAUUUAGUGAUGUGGCCAUAGACUUCUCUCAUGAAGAGUGGGGAUGGCUAGAUCCUACUCAGAGGAAAUUAUACAAGGAUGUGAUGGUACAGAAUUAUGAGAACCUGGUAUCUCUAGGUCUUUCCAUACCUAAGCCAUACGUGAUUGCUUUAUUGGAGGAUGGCAAAGAACCUUGGAUGGUGGAGAAAAAGCUGUCAAAAAGUUUGUUUCCAGAUUGGAAAUCAAGAUGGGAAAGCAAAGAAUUAUCAACGAAGGAAGAUAUUUAUGAUGAAGAUUUUCCCCAAAUGGUAAUAAUGGAAAAAACUAUAAAACAAAGUCAUGAAUUUUCAAAUUUUAACAAGGACUUGGAUUAUAUAGAGAAGUUGGAGGGGAAGUGUGAAAAUCAGGUAGAACAUUUCAGACCAGUGACCCUCACCUUUAGAGAAAGUCCCACCGGGGAAAGUGUUUACCAAUGUAAUACGUUUAGAAGCAUCUUGCCUUUAAAGUCUAUUCUUUCUGAACCACAGAGAAUUUCUGCUGAAGGGAAGUCACAUAAACGUGAUAUAUUUAAGAAGAGCUUACCAGCAAAUUCAGUUAUAAAAAAUGAGAAUAUCAAUGAUGGAAAGAAACUUUUGAAUUCUAAUGAAAGUGUGGCAGCCUUCAGCCAAAGCAAAUCUCUUACCCUUCACCAGACUUUUAAUACAGAGAAAAUCUAUACAUGUAGUGAAUGUGGGAAAGCCUUUGGGAAACAAUCAAUCCUUAAUCGCCAUUGGAGAAUUCAUACAGGAGAGAAACCCUAUGAAUGUCAUGAAUGUGGGAAGACUUUUAGCCAUGGCUCAUCCCUUACUCGACAUCAAAUAAGCCACAGUGGAGAGAAACCUUACAAAUGUAUUGAAUGUGGGAAGGCCUUUAGCCAUGUCUCAUCACUUACUAAUCAUCAAAGCACUCACACUGGAGAGAAACCAUAUGAAUGUAUGAACUGUGGAAAGGCUUUUAGUCGUGUUUCACAUCUCAUUGAACAUCUGAGAAUUCAUACUCAAGAAAAACUCUAUGAAUGUCGAAUAUGUGGGAAGGCCUUCAUUCACAGGUCAUCUCUCAUUCACCAUCAGAAAAUUCACACUGGAGAGAAACCUUAUGAAUGUAGCGAAUGUGGAAAAGCCUUUUGCUGUAGCUCACACCUUACUCGACAUCAAAGAAUUCACAGUAUAGAGAAACAAUUUGAAUGCAACAAAUGUCUGAAAGUCUUUAGCAGCCUCUCAUUUCUUAUUCAGCAUCAGAGUAUUCAUACCGAAGAAAAACCCUUCGAAUGUCAAAAAUGCAGGAAAUCCUUCAGCCAGCCUGAAUCACUGAAUAUGCAUUUGAGAAACCACACUAGAUUGAAACCUUAUGAAUGUAGUAUAUGUGGGAAAGCCUUCAGUCAUAGGGCAUCCCUGUUUCAACAUCACAGAAUUCAUACUGGAGAGAAACCCUAUGAAUGUAUUAAAUGUGGGAAGACCUUCAGCUGUAGUUCAAACCUUACUGUACAUCAGAGAAUUCAUACUGGAGAAAAGCCAUAUAAAUGUAAUGAAUGUGGGAAAGCAUUUAGCAAAGGCUCAAAUCUUACUGCCCAUCAAAGAGUACAUAAUGGAGAGAAACCCAGUAGUACAAUAAGUGUGGAAAAGCCUUUAGGCCAUAUAAAUCACUAUACAUGUGAAAGAUCAUAUAAGAGAGAAACUGCAUAAAUGCAGAAUUUGUCAUAAUAUACUGUAGCCAUAGAUCUCCCUGAUUCAAAAUCAGAAAAUCUGUACUGGAGAAAAUUCUUAUGAAUGUAAUGAAUAUGGGAGACUCUUUAGCAAUGAUACAAGCCUUAUUGUCUAUCACAAUUCAGAUUGUAGAGAGACUAUAUGAAGGCAAU
Eubalaena glacialis (North Atlantic right whale) is the source of this 2159-nucleotide messenger RNA. Its product is annotated as zinc finger protein 181. The transcript has 5 exons. The coding region runs from base 274 to 1986 and encodes 570 amino acids. Lineage: Eukaryota; Metazoa; Chordata; Mammalia; Artiodactyla; Balaenidae. The record is from RefSeq and is a predicted model, not a curated record. Gene Ontology annotation, biological process: regulation of DNA-templated transcription.